ACGAUGGUGAUGAUGAUGAUGGGUUGGUGCUGGCAUUGUGCAGCGCGGGGAGCAAGUUGUGUGUCGUGGCUGGCGAUUGCCCUCGCUGUUGCGAUGAUGACGAGCACAGCUGCACCAACGAUGGCAUCAACAGCAGCAUCAACAGCAUCAGCAGCAGCAUCAGCAGCAGCAGCAACGGACGCCGAACUAAAGCCUGACGCGUGGACCGACAUAAACAUGCAAGCAGGCGAAACACGCCUGUUCACCCUGCACAACCCGUCCCCUGGCGCAGAGUGCACAGGGCCCUGCGACCACGGGAACAGGUGGGUCAAGGUCUCCGCGCACUCGCAGGCCCUGCAAGUGCGGCUCACCAUGAGCGUGCAGGGGGCGCCGCUCACACCGCAGGGCACGUGCACCAAUACGACCGGGUGCGCAACAGCCACGUCCACAGGUGCAGCGCUCAUCUCCCGCCUCGGCCAGUGGUACGGCACGCUGGAGCCGGAGUGCUACUUCGAGGGCGCAUACUGGGCACCCUUUCCCUCCAACCCCGAUAUUCAUGUGGCCGUUACCCUCCUCCCAGUGUCCACCGCCUCCAUCAAGGCAGCGGGCGUGGCGGUGAUCGCUGAGUUUGGCUCUGGACGCAUGCCCAUGCCCGGUGGGUGCGCCACCACAUCUCCGUUCCCCUUCGACGCCAUGAUCGACCUCCAGUACUCCCGCGACAAGACCACCGUCGACUAUCAGCAGGCCGACUUUGGCAGCCCGCUCGCCGCCAACUUCCCGUCGAGCGGGUCUGCAGACGCAUGCACGUGCGACUACAUAUCCGCGCAGGCGGACAGCAACCCGGGCACGCUCAAGUUUGAGCUGUAUCGCACCUACCUGUCCAACUGCGGGUCGGACUUCCACAAGCCGCUCGACCCAAAGGACCUGCUCGUUGCCCUGUCGAAGAUGAGCACCGUCAAGCACGUGAAGACGUUUGGUAUCCGCGUGGACGAGGGAAGCAUCCUGCCUGACAAGCCGCGCAGGAAGGCCCUCGGCUCCGUUCCAGGACAGGGUGUCAUCUACAACGUGCUGGUCACGGACACGUACCGCGCUGCCCUCUAUCCAAACGAACCCAUCGAGUCGUUCCAAUCCGUCUACGCACCGGCGCACACAUAUGCGUGCUCGCUCACAAACGACCCAAACUUCGACAACUGCCACCACCUCAUUGAUGGCGUGUACAUGGCCGUGUGUAUGUGCGCGGGCGCUGUUGGCAUUUUCCUCGCACUCUUUGGUCUUCGCUUCUACAUCGCAAGCAUGAUGAUCUUUGCUGGUGUGGCGACUGCCACCGCAACGUACAUCGUUCUCGCCACGUUGGCACCCUCCCUCUCCUUUGCAGCGUCGAUGGGAGCGAGUCUUGGCACCGCGGCUGUGCUCGUGUUCCCGCUGCUCAUGUGCUGGAAGUGCACAAACUGGAACGGAAUGUGGAUCACGUUUCAGGGCGCGGUUGCCGGCUUUCUGGUUGCAUGUCUCGUGUUCGCCACUCCUCUCGGGGAACAACCGCUGUUUCGAAACGACUUCAACUACGGAAUGACUUUUGCAUGUGUGUGUCUGCUCGUCCCAGUUCUCCUCCUCGUCAAACCAGCACCCAUUUGCGUCUUCAGCACAUCCAUGGUUGGCUGCUACAUGCUUCUUUAGGAGGU
Messenger RNA from Salpingoeca rosetta, 1658 nucleotides. RefSeq lists its product as uncharacterized. Lineage: Eukaryota; Choanoflagellata; Craspedida; Salpingoecidae. The coding region runs from base 4 to 1653 and encodes 549 amino acids. The transcript has 8 exons. The record is from RefSeq and is a predicted model, not a curated record.